GUUAUAGAAAAAGAGUAGCACAGUACAAAAUCGCUGGUAUCACGUGUACCUAGCUACAAGCAGUAAAGUGAAAAGAAAAUAGUAGUAGUAAUGAAAAUCCAUACGUACGCUUAUGGUAAAAUUUGUUUUUUUUCUUGCACUAGAUCAAGGAACUAAUGGUGGUGAAAAGAUUGGAACAAGAGGUGCAUUAAAUAUCGGGACAAGUGGAGGUGGCGGAGAAGGAACUAGUGGUGGUGGAAAGAUUAUGAACGGAGGUGGCGAAGGAACUAGUGGUGGUGGGAAUAUUAUAACCGGAGGACGUAUUGGUGGAGGUGGUGAAGGAACAAGUGGUGGUGGACGGAUAAUAAACGGAGGACGUCUAGGUGGAGGUGGGGACGGGACUAGUGGUGGUGGACGGAUUAUAAUCAGAGGACGUCGUGGUGGAGGUGGAGAGGGAACUAGUGGUGGUGGACGGAUUAUAAUUGGAGGACGUCGUGGUGGAGGUGGAGAGGGAACUAGUGGUGGUGGACGGAUUAUAAUUGGAGGACGUCGUGGUGGAGGUGGAGAAGGAACUAGUGGUGGUGGACGGAUUAUAAUUGGAGGACGUCGUGGUGGAGGUGGAGAAGGUACUAGUGGUGGUGGACGGAUUAUAAAUGGAGGUGGCGAUGGAACAAGUGGUGGUGGACGGAUUAUUAUUGGAGGACGUCUUCCUGGUGGAGGCGGAGAAGGAACUAGUGGUGGUGGACGGAUUAUAAUUGGAGGACGUCUUCGUGGUGGAGGCGGAGACAGAACUAAGGGUGGUGGAGGGGUUGUUACAGGAGGACGAUGUCUUUUUGGUGGAUGACGUGGAAUUGAUCUUCUUCUUCCGUGAUUGUUUCUCCUUUGGCUGCUCAUGAACUUCAAUUCUUCUUCAUAUUUCAAUGCAUUUUGAAUAUGUUUGUUAUUUGGAUGAUCAGCUCUUGCUUCCAAAAAGAGGUUAAAUGAGCUAAUGAGGAGUACUAGCACUAGCAAAAUCAGGCUACUAUUAAUGUUGAGUUUCAUCUCGAUCUC
Molecule: messenger RNA, 1029 nt
Organism: Solanum stenotomum
Lineage: Eukaryota; Viridiplantae; Streptophyta; Magnoliopsida; Solanales; Solanaceae
Exons: 2
Coding region: 113-823 (236 amino acids)
Source: RefSeq, a predicted model, not a curated record